ACUUGCCCAAUGAUUUCUUGCUGCUAGAUGGGCAUCUGACUGUGACCGUUUCUCCGACAUUUAUCACUUCUUUGCUUGUUUGGAUCGGUUGGAUGAAAGAUCCUUCCCAUCAAGCGUUUUCCAGUGUUUUUCGUCGUUCUUUUUGGAACCGCACAAUUCGGCAAUACUUCAAUUUAAAGGCUUAACGAGCUUUUUUUAGAAUCAAUCACUCUUCUAUUCCAGUUUUAUUUCAAUUGACUUGAAUAGGACAUAGUAAAACAGCCAUUGGCCAUGCCGCUUACGUUUAAUUACCAGGAUCAUGAAAUAGUCUCGUCUUCCACCGUUAUAGUUAGUGGACGUACGUCAACGGGGAUUAAUACCGGGGUAAUUAGCUUUACCAAUAACAAAAACAAAGUUUAUCCUCCACAACAUUUUGAAGUGAAUAACAACGGUAACUUUAAAGCAUUGCUUCAUGUUUAUCCUGGAGAGAGUAAUAUUUUUGAAGUUCAGGUUAGUGAUAAUGGGUUCAUUAAUGGUCUUGGGUUUCCUCAAUAUAACGGGAAUCAGCACGUUGUUGAUCAAGGACAGUUGGCAUUAACAUAUAAUCCGCUUCCUCAUAAUAAGCCAGUUCAUCUCUGUGUUAUUUUGGGUAAAGAUUCAAAUGGUAGCUAUGAUAUGCCAAGUUAUAGAUUACAGCGUGGUGAAGUUGCUAAUUUAGAUACUGCUAUUAGAAAGUUAAAAGUUGCUGGAAGACUUAUGCAAGCUUUCACUCAAGACGAAAUGAGAGCAAUUGGAUUGAGUAACAGAAGUUUCCAAUUUGUUGAGGAAACAGUAAAACAUCAAGGAAUCUUUGGUUACAACGUAGAAUCUCCAACUCCCCAUCAAGAGGUUAAGAUUCAUGUUAUCAGAUCCCCGAAAACAGUUGCUGAAUUAAGAAAUCCUAAUGUGGCUCAACAAAAUCCCAAAGGUACUGAUAAAGGCUGGCUUUUCAGUCAUGCAAUUGAUUUGAUGAAAAACCAUUCACCAGAAAUUUUCGAUACCUAUAGAAAAAUGGGGACUGCAAUUCAAUGUGCCUUUUUAUAUUUGGAUGCUACAUUUGAAACAAGACUGAAAAUAAUAUUGACUCAUGCUGCUCUUGGAGGGGGAACUGCCGAAGUUAAGUGUGCCAUUUUCGGAUCCCAUGGUCUUCAUUCAUGGCCAAUAAAUUUUCCUCAAGUGACUCCCCAUUUCUUGGAUGCUACCCAUUUAUCUACAAAUGAAGUGGCCAAUGAUUGUAACGAGUGUGGAACUAGCUGGGAAUGUUUUAAUAUUACUUUGGGUGCUUUCAUGCACGAAAUCGGACACUCUUUGGGCUCACCCCAUCAAGUAAAUGGGGUAAUGUUGAGAGAUUAUGUUUGGUGGAAUAGAAGUUUCCAAACAAGAGAAAUGGAAUGCUUGAGAAGAGGUACCAGAGGCGAAGUAAUUGGAGCUGAUGGGAAUUGGCCUCGGGUUUGUCAUUGGAAUCGUUUAGAUCUUAUUCGUUAUCUCCACCAUGGUUCCUUCAGCUUACCCACCGAUAAUUUUGGCAAAACUUUCUCAACCACCUUUGCUCCUGAUAAGCAACAUGAUGAUAUAAAUAAGGAACCAACUCUGUAUAAUACUCCUUCUGGUGGAGCAUUGAUUAAGCUGCAACCGGGGAUUUUCAUGGUGGAGUUCGUCACUAAAGAUUUGGCCAGACAUCAUCUUGAAUACUUCCCAAGAAAUUAUGGAGGCCCUGGUUUACAACAUGAAAUGAUGUUGGAUUACAACUCAUCCUUACAGAUGCUAAGACAAGCAGCUCCAAAAGAUGCAUCAGACGAUUUUGCCGUUAGAGUUUUAUCUCUUGGUGGUGAUUUGUUUAUAAACAAUUUCAAAGAUCAUUGCUCUAAUUCGGGUAAAGAUAAUGUGAUAAAAAGUGAUUUUGGUUUAAACAGAGGAACAUUAACUGGUUACAAGAGUGCAUUAUUAGGUAAAUCCAAAGACAAGAAACCAGCAAUCAUUGGAUUUGACCUUAACACUGUCUAUAAAGUUAGAAUUUACCAUGGUGGAGCAUUAGAUGGGGUGAAAUUUUAUUUUACAGUUCCUUCUGGUGGUGGUCAAUCUUCAAAACCACAAGGAGGUGCUCCUAAAGUACCUGCUAGAAACUACCUCAACAAGCUAGUAAAUAAACUUUCAGACACUUCAAUUACACCUAAACAUGAUACUUCGUCUUCUCCCAAUGGAAACCUUCCAGAAGGAACAAAAAAAGAAGUUCUUAUCGGUAAUGAAAAGAAGGAUUUUUCAGAAUUGGUACUCGAUCCAGGUGAAGUUAUCACCAGGUUUCAUUUUAGAAAUGGAGCUUGGAUGGAUGCGAUUCAAUUCGAAACCACUGCCGGCCGUUUGUCCCCCAUGUUCGGGAACGCCAAAGGGGGCCAUUUAUCUACAUUAGAAGCACCUUCUCAUGAUUUCGAAUUAAUUGGAAUGUAUGGGUAUACAGGAUCUUGGUUAGAUGGUCUUGGGGUGAUCUAUACCAGUAAGAGAUAAUUAUACAUAUUGUUUUGUAAAUUUU
Hyphopichia burtonii NRRL Y-1933 is the source of this 2545-nucleotide messenger RNA. RefSeq names its product putative metalloendopeptidase. Gene Ontology annotation, cellular component: cytoplasm. NCBI's taxonomy places the organism in Eukaryota, Fungi, Ascomycota, Pichiomycetes, Serinales, Debaryomycetaceae. The transcript has a single exon. The record is from RefSeq and is a predicted model, not a curated record. The coding region runs from base 271 to 2520 and encodes 749 amino acids.